This is a messenger RNA of Trichomycterus rosablanca, 1437 nucleotides long. RefSeq names its product NLR family CARD domain-containing protein 3-like. The record is from RefSeq and is a predicted model, not a curated record. The coding region runs from base 6 to 488 and encodes 160 amino acids. The transcript has 2 exons. Gene Ontology annotation, biological process: intracellular signal transduction. NCBI's taxonomy places the organism in Eukaryota, Metazoa, Chordata, Actinopteri, Siluriformes, Trichomycteridae.
ACUCUAUGUCUGACUUUUUGAAAAGUACAGUGGACAAGGCUGUACAGAGUAAGACUGGACACCUGGAUCUUUUCCUCCGCUUCCUCCUGGGUCUCUCACUGGAGUCCAAUCAGACUCUCUUACGAGGCCUACUGCCACAAACAGGAAGGAGCUCUUAUAACAAAAAGGAAACAGUCAGGUACAUCAAGAAGAAGAUCAGUGAGAAUCUCUCUCCAGAGAAAUCCAUCAAUCUGUUCCACUGUCUGAAUGAACUGAACGGUGAUUCUCUAGUGCAGGAAGUCCAAAAAUACCUGAACAUAAGAGGUUCUGUUUAUCAUGAUGGACUCCGUCUGUCUCCUGCUCAGUGGUCGGCUCUGGUGUUUGUGUUGCUGAACUCAGAUCAGGAGCUGAAUGAGUUUGAUUUGAAAAAAUAUUAUCCAUCACAUGAAGUUCUUCUGAAGAUGCUGCCAGUGGUGAAAGAAUCGAGAAAAGCUAAAUUAUUCAUAUAACCCCAUGGCUUGGAGUUUGCUCUGAACCUGUAUUAAUGGCACCUGUUUCACCUCGUUAUCUGUAUAAAAGACACCUGUCCACAGUCUCAAACAGUCAGACUCCAAACUCAACCAUGGCCAAGACCAAAGAAAAUUGUAGACCUGCACCAGGCUGGGAAGAGUGAAUCUACAAUAGGCAAGCAGGUUGGUGUGAAUAAAUCGAAGCAAUUGUAAGAAAAUGGAAGACAUACAAGACAAUUGAUAAUCUCCCUCGAUCUGGGGCUCAUCCCGUGGGGUCAAAAUAAUGAUGAGAAUGGUGAGCAAAAAUGCCAGAACUACACGGAGGGACCUGAUGAAUGACCUGCAGAGAGCUGGGACCAAAGUAAAAAGGCUACCAUCAGUAACACACUACGCCGAGAGGGACUCAAAUCCUGCAGUGCCAGGCGUGUCCCCCUGCUUAAGCCAGUACAUGUCCAGGCCCAUCUGAAGUUUGCCAGAGAGCAUAUGGAUGAUCCAGAAGUGGAUUGGGAGAAUAUCAUGUGGUCAGAUGAAACCAAAAUGGAACUUUUUGGUAAAAACUCAAUUCGUCGUGUUUGGAGGAAGCAGAAUUCUGAGUUGUUGAAUUUUCUGGGCAACUAUCAUAUACUGGUUUUCUGAGGGAUUUAGUUCAAAUUUCCUAAUCUCAUCAACCACAAUUCGCACAAACUGUCACCGAUCUCCUGGGUUUGGUCUUUUUAACUUGCUAAUGAUAACUGUAAACUUGAAGGCAUCUUAUCCAAUGAGAUACUAAAGGCAUUAAUCCAGUUACUGCAAGCAGAUGACAAUGGUGAAGAUGACCUGCUGCCACUGUUUGAAGAACUUGGCACUGGUGAUGUCAGGUCCUCUGGAUAAACAUCUUCUGAUUUGAACACAAUUUGAGAUAUUGUGUAAAGAAUAAAAUGAAGGACGUCCUUCUGAACUUGAUGAAAAA